Molecule: messenger RNA, 9740 nt
Organism: Acanthochromis polyacanthus (spiny chromis)
Lineage: Eukaryota; Metazoa; Chordata; Actinopteri; Pomacentridae
Product: rho GTPase-activating protein 44-like
Biological process (GO): signal transduction; regulation of actin cytoskeleton organization; neurotransmitter receptor transport, endosome to postsynaptic membrane
Cellular component (GO): postsynaptic density; presynaptic active zone; cytoplasm
Molecular function (GO): GTPase activator activity; protein binding
Source: RefSeq, a predicted model, not a curated record
AGCUGUCAGCGCAGAGCAGAGAGGGAGAGAGAGAGAGAAACUGGUCCAGCAUCUCCGGAGCGGCGGAGCGAAGCGGAUGACAGAGACACAAAGUCCUCAUCAGCAAAAUGAGCAGGAAUUAAGCCGCCGUGCGUCCGCGUUUCACCGCCGAGUGGAUGUUUAAAGGAACCCGAAGCUGCUCGGCGCGGAGAUCCGACUUUUAUCCCACCAAUGAGAUAUGUGGAGUGGCUCUAGCGCUCGGUGGUAACGCAGAAAACACGCAAGAUGAAGAAGCAGUUCAACCGAAUGAGACAGCUCGCCAACCAAACAGUGGGCAGGGCUGAAAAAACAGAAGUUUUAAGUGAAGACCUGCUGCAGGUGGAGAAGCGUCUGGAGCUGGUCAAGCAGGUUUCUCACAGCACGCACAAGAAGCUGACCGCCUGUCUGCAGGGCCAGCAGGGCGUCGACGUGGACAAGAAGUCCGUCAGGUCACCGUCGAAGAAGCUUCCUCUCACGACGCUCGCACAAUGCAUGGUGGAGGGAGCCGCCGUGCUCGGAGACGAAUCUCUGCUCGGGAAGAUGCUGAAGCUCUGCGGGGAGACGCAGGACCGACUGGCUCAGGAGCUCAUCCUGUUCGAACUCACCAUCGAGAGGGACGUGAUCGAGCCGCUGUACGACCUGGCAGAGGUGGAGAUCCCAAACAUCCAGAAACAAAGGAAACAUUUAGCCAAGCUGGUCCUGGACAUGGACUCGGCACGAACACGGUACUACCAAUCCACCAAGUCUUCGGGACUUUCCAGCAACCUGCAGCCGACGGGAGCGAAGGCCGACCACCUCAGGGAAGAGAUGGAGGAGGCAGCCAACCGCAUGGAGAUCUGUCGAGAUCAGCUCUCAGCAGACAUGUACAGUUUUGUGGCCAAAGAAAUUGACUAUGCAAGCUACUUCCAGACACUGAUAGAAGUCCAGGCUGAGUACCACAGGAAGUCAUUAGAGCUGCUCCAGAGUGUUCUGCCGCAGAUCAAAGCUCAUCAGGAAACCUGGGUGGAGAAGCCGUGCUACGGGAAGCCAUUAGAGGAGCACUUAGCGCUCAGCGGGAGGGAUAUAGCGUUUCCCAUCGAGGCCUGUGUCACCAUGCUGCUGGAGUGCGGCAUGCAGGAGGAGGGUUUGUUCCGAAUCGCUCCUUCGGCCUCCAAGCUGAAGAAGCUGAAGGCGUCUCUGGACUGCGGCGUGUUGGACGUCCAGGAAUACUCAGCGGACCCUCACGCCAUCGCAGGCGCUCUGAAGUCGUACCUGCGUGAGCUUCCCGAGCCGCUGAUGACCUUCGACCUCUACAACGACUGGAUCCAGGCCUCCAACAUUCAAGAUCAAGACAAGAGACUCCAGGCUCUGCUCAACGCCUGUGAGAAGCUCCCACCAGCCAACAACAACAACUUUAAGUAUUUGAUCAAGUUUCUCUCCAAACUGACUGAAUAUCAGGAUGUGAACAAGAUGACGCCUGGAAACAUCGCCAUCGUCCUCGGGCCCAACCUGCUGUGGACUCACAACGAAGGGAACAUCACUGAGAUGAUGACGACCGUUUCGCUGCAGAUCGUCGGCAUCAUCGAGCCGAUCAUCCAACACGCCGACUGGUUCUUCCCUGGAGAAAUCGAGUUCAACGUGACGGGGAACUACGGCAGCCCCGUCCACACCAACCACAACGCCAACUACAGCUCCAUGCCGUCUCCAGACAUGGACCAGAUGGACCGCAAGCAGAGCGACCAGAGCCGGCGGCCGCUCAGCGUCGCCACGGACAACAUGAUGCUGGAGUUCUACAAGAAGGACGGCAUUAGGAAGAUCCAAAGCAUGGGUGUCAGGGUGAUGGACACUUCUUGGGUGUCGCAGGGCUCGUCGUCCACGCGUAAAACCUCCUCCACGCCACCGAGCGUGCACGCCCCCAUCCCGCCCGCCGACGCCACUCUCCUCCCCGAACAGGAUUUCUCUGCCUCCCCCUCCCCCACCCCUCCUCCCACUAGCAGCGACCGAGCCAGCUCGGACGAUGCUUCCUCCAACUGGUCGGACUCCUGUUACGCCUACCCCUCCCCUGAGGAGGAGAGGCCGCCGCCCCCUUACCCCUCUUCCUCCUCCUCUUCCUCCUCCUCCUCCUCUUGCUCCUCCUACUCGCUCCCCACCACCACCACCCACCACCACUUCUACACCCGAGCACCUCCGUGUAUGCGUCCCGUCGCCCCUGGUCCCGAGUCCGUUGCCCCUGGCCCGUCCCCUCCACCCCGUCGCACCGGCUACAGCCCGCCCCCGCUGCCCCUCCACUCCCCGUGCCCGUCCCCCCAACAGCUUGACGUCAACUCCAACCCCAAACCCAGCUCCCUGCACCUGCCCACCAAGCAGGCCUCCCUGCCCGACGCUCCGCAUGCCGCCCCGUCCGAAACCAACGGCUCCACCCUCUACAUCAAACCCCCGCUCGUUCUGACUCGCCACGAUCUGUUCCCGGGCUCCCCCAAACCCCCCAACACCCCUCUAUCCGCCCCACCUCCGUGGGCCGCCUGUGCCUGUAGCCGAGAGCGAGGAGCCAAGCUGACGAGUACUCUGAAGAACAAGGAAUUGUCUCCAGUGAUUGGACAGAAGGGAUUCCAGGGGACAGUGACCUCUAGUGGACAGUCACAGCACUCUGAGCACAGUCCUCACACCCUGAGGAGAGCAAAGAAGUUAGCCCCGAUCCCCCCUAAAGUCCCGUACUGCCCGUCUGGAGCCAUGUCGGACCAGUCCACCGGCCAGCCGUCUCCGGUCAGCCUGUCUCCCACCCCUCCCAGCACUCCGUCCCCGUACGGCUUCAGCUACCCCCAGGGCUACGCCACCAUCGGCUCCCCGGGUCAGCUUCAGACGGCCACCACCCCGUCCCUGUCCUCUCCGCCCUCGCUGGCCGGGACCCUCACCAAGGCCCGGCCAACCCCCAAGCCGCCCCGGCAGAGGCCCAACCUGCCUCCUCCACAGCCCCCCACCACCCCCGGCACCAGCCCCCAGCCUCUGGAGCACUCGUCGGGUCUCCUGGACGGUUUGUCCCCCGGGGAAAGCAUGUCCACAGAUUCCCUCUGCAACCUGGACAUCCCCAUCAUCGACAUGGAACUGGACGGUAUUUUUGACUUGCCCCACAUCUCCCCCUUCAGGAACUCGGUGGCGCUGCUCGAGUCGACCGGCAGCCGGGCGGAUUCAGAGGAAGAGUCUGAGAGCACAGUGCUAUGACGCCGCCGAGUUCCUCCCCUUCUGUUAAACAAAACACGACGCUGACCGCUGCACCGCCACCCAUCGACCUCCUCACCUCUCCGGCUGGAUCGCCUCCGGAUCUCCUCGUCACGCCUCGCCCGAACCGAUCCGGAGGAGGCCGGCGUGUAAAAACAAGCGCUUCUAUACAGUAAAUAACAAAAAACAAAAACAACAAAACACAGCGGACACACACACACCAGGUGUUAGCGACAAUGUUAAGGGACUUCUGAUCAAAUACGCGGUUUGACAUUUUUACAUUAGCUGGAUUCUUUUCUUCUUUUGUUCUCUUUUGUAAUUUUCUGUUUCUUUCUGUUUGCCUUAUUUGAUUCACUUGCAAUAUUGCCUUUAAUGUCACACAUGAGACUGGAAAUGGGCUGGUGGGAGGAAUGAGUGCUCUUCACUGCUGCUGCUGCUUCUGAUGAGUGGAUUAUUUUGUAGGAGAACAAACACCACAGUACAUCUGUCCUGGUUUAUUGUUCUUCUUUCUUUUCCCGUCCUUCAUCCCUCAGGGGUUGAAACGCCUCGCUCUGGCACGUGGUGGCAACAAAACAAACCCCCGGAUUUCUGUCCCGCCUGAGCGUUCACUGUGAGUGUGCCAGUGUGUCGUUUUUUGGAAAGUGUGUGUGUGUGCGUGUGUGUGUGUGUUUUGCCAGUGCGUGACGUGUUAAUCGAUGUGGUAAUUGUACUAUAUGAUGUUGCACUGUUGGUGUCGUGGAGCAAAAACAAAACAAAAAAAAAACAGGAAUGCAUGUUUUAGACAUUUUAGGAAAAAUAACUACGAGGUAGCAAAGAGGUUUAAACGCCCACUCACACCUUUCUCUAUAUUUACAGUCAGGAUAUCAGUCACUGGAUAUUUAUUGUUUAUACUGUACAUUUUUCAGAGUAUAAGAUAUGAUUAACAAUAUAAAUCAGAUCAUAUUUUGUAUCCACGGGAGAGCUGUAAAGAUCAUUUCCUCUAUAAUAUAUAUGAGAUCCAUACUGCAGUUUAUGAAAAGAUGAAGAAUGAAAACUCCACGUGAUUCCUCAUAUUUAGGUAUUUUUGGCAGCGAGCAAAGCCACGUGGGAUUUUUCAUUUUUCUUUAGGAGUAACUUCAGCUUGAAGAAUGUGGAGAGAAAGAUAAUAAUGUGGAGGUUUGGUCGUAUGAAGCUUGGAGUGUCAAACCACAGUUUAGUGUUUAGUCCGUCCACAGAUCAGCAACAGGAGCUCUGAUUGGCCCGCUGUUACCCUCCUGUUGUCUUCAUUUACAGGCACAAAAAAUAUUGUUUUCUUGUCUGAAAAAAAUCCAAAAAUUCACCCAAAAAAAUCCCCAAAUUUCUGAAAAUUUCAACAAUUCCUUAAAAGUUUUAUUUUUAAAAAAAUCCCCAAAUUUGGCAAGAAAAUUCUUGUAAAUAUUUUCAAAAAAUGAGGAAAAAUCUUCCAAAAAAAUCCUAAAAAUAUCUAAAGUGAUUACGUAUAUAUCAGUAAAACUUCUCAUAUUUUCUUGAAGAACAUUCACAUAAAUAUCAACCAAAUCCAGAGAAUUUUGCUGGAUUUUGGUUGAUUUUUUUUUUGUGAAUGUUCUUAAACAUUUUUAACAUUGCUUCAUUUAACUCUGCUGCGUUCCUUGGCGGAUUUAAAUGACGAUCGGCAUACAUUUGUCUGUCGGUCUGUUCGCAACUUUGCUCAAAACAGACUAGCGGAUUUGGAUGAAAUUUUCAGGAAAGGUCAGAAAUGACACAAGGACCAAGUGAUUAGAUUCUGGCAGCGAUGCGGUUAUAGUCUGGAUCCACGGAUUUGUUAAAGAUUUCUGUAUCACUGCUAGAUAGCAGCACGGCGUCAGUGUAACUAUGACUGCAGACUUAUCAGGACUUAUCCGUCGGUAAUGAUACGACUGAGCAGCCUUGGCGGAGUACUGAGCUGUCUGAGGACUUUUCUUGCUUAUUUGUUCAUCUUUUGAACAAACAUGUACAUAGACUGUAUAUAUAUAGUGGACGUAGCAUCUGGCUCCAGAAUUGAAGCCCACCCGGAAGUGUCAAAAACUUGCAAUAUCACGCCGUCCACUAGGGUUGGCUCCAAAAGCUUUUUCUCCAUAGACCCCAAUUCAUUUUUGGAAAAAUAAUAUUGGAUAGACUGAUGUUCUACAGCUCAGGAUUUUUUCCCGUUAGUUUUCAUGGUCAAAAUGAGAGAUCAGGUGGCCGAUCUUAAAAUAAAUCAAUACUGAAUUUUAAAUAAAUCGUUAAAGUUGGCGGAGCCAGGGGGCGUGGCUAUACUUGAUCGACAGCAACAGAAGCCUCUGUGGUAAAAUGUGGGCGGGAUGAGAGAGUCCUCAGCCAAUCCUGCCCCUAGUUGCUCUCUGGUCCAGUCUGUUUGAUGACGCUUUUUAUGUCACUGGCUCCAAAAAAUCCAAAACGGCGACCAGGAAGUAGCAAAAUCCGGCCUUCAUUUUCUCAGCGUUGAAACCAACGGGUGACGUCACGGUUAGUUCACGCCUGAACAUGUACUGUACAUUAAGAUGUCUAUUUCAUCCCUAGCUGAUGUCGAGCUGAAGGGAAAAAUAUCUCCAAUUAAGGCAGAAAAAGGCUCCCAUUGUAGGUUUUCAUUUAUAAAUUAUUGCAGAUAAAAUGUAAAAUAAUCUAAAACUCUGUAUCUCCUGCAGUGGCACACUCCAGGCUCCAUAUGUGACAACUUCGUACAGACGUGUUGAGAAUCAUCACCUCACAAACCGCCCUGAGGUGUUUCAACAUCCCAUCAUAUCACACAGCAAACAGCUCUGACUCACUCCCAGAAAAAAGGUGCUAUUUUGUCAUAAAUAAGCCCACUUUUUUCUGACAGUGCACUUUCAUUUCCAGCCACCUCCUCCACGUUAAGAGUUUAUAGGAAACCCUGUCUGACGAUGCUGAUACUUUUGGUCUGCAUUAGUGAACCAGAGGCAAGUGCAAAGAUAUGUGUAUAUGUGUUUAUUUUGAUGAGAGUAUUUAUACAGAUAUAUUUCUGAAUACUUUUUACUGGGUGUGAGGAGUUUGCGCUCCGCAUGAAUCUCGUCUGAGGAUUUUUAAAAAGUAUUCGAACACGGGACCAGAACUUCCCUGCUGCCGCAUCGAGGAAAAAAGAAAAAAAAAAACCUUUUCAGGUUCGGUUUUAAGGGGAAACUUGAAAAUCGGUUCAGCUGGAGGUUUGCGUAUGACAGCAGCAGCUUGUUAUUUGCCUUGCGGUGGGUUUUGUCGUGACCUAUCCAGAUUUGUACGACUUUUCCUUUUCGUCCUGAUGACAUCCACUACACAUGGCCUCAAAGCCGCUGUGCUGCUCGACCAUCAUGUUCCUUUAAAGUGCUCACAGGACUUCUGUAAAUACUCAAGCAUCUGUACAUAUCUGUUCUGUAUAUACCGACAGGGGACAAAUUCAUAUAUAUAUAAAUAGAUAUAUAGAUAUAUACAAAUACUGUAUUGAAAACUAUAAAUGAUGACAUUAUAACGUUAUACUGUACAUAUAAUAUUAUAAUGUUGCUGGUUCUAGCACAAUAAAUGCCACAUUCACACAGAAUGACAUCACUUUACACAGAAAAAAAAUCCACAGGCUCAAGGUUACGUCUAGUCAGCAGAUUUUCUAAAUAAAAACAGCUCAUGGUGUUUGUGUUGCAGAGUUUCUUACUUCACGGUUAACCUCUUGAACCCUGAUUUUAGCUUUACAGUCGGUAAAAACGCCACUGCAGAUCCUCCUUUCAGUACAUCAGUGCAGCUACGCGACAUUUAAAGGAAAACCCAAGAUCUCAUAUGCGUCUUCUUUUUUAUGUUUUCUGGCAUAUUUGAUAUUUCUGAAAUGUGAAUAUGUUGUUUAGGUUUCUCACAACGUUUGGCCUGAAAACUUGUUGUAGCGAUGAAUCGGUUGCAGGAUCCAGCAGGGUUUAAGGGGCUAAAAGAGACUCUGCAUGGAAAAUAAAAAACGGUUUUUUUAACUUUUAGACGACAGAUAACGAACCUCCUCAGUUGGACAACAAAGUUCGCGAUGGUUCAGGACCGAUAUUAGACAAAAGAUUAAAGGAAAGUGUUGUUUUAAAGUUGGGUCAGAGUGGAGUUAUUGAAGGCUUGCUCUGUAUUUAUUGAUUAUUCUGCAGAUUAUUUAAUCUAAAAUACUGAAAAAGCCCAAACUUUUGUCAUCAAAUGGCUUGCUUUGUCCGGCUAAAACCAAAGAAGUAUCACAUGUAGUAUCACAAAGUACCCAGAAGAGCAAAAAUCUCAACAUAUUGAGACUGAAACAAGAACAUAUUCUGCAUUUUUGCUGAAAAACUCAGUUGCGGAUGAAUUUUCUGUCAGUUAAAUUCAUAUUUUCUGGUUCACCUCUCCUAGAAUUUACUGUUUAACCAGAUGGUUCCUUUCUGUUUAAAUCAAUACAGCAGAAAUUUGACAAAACUUAAUGCUAAAAUCUACAGUAUCACAUUUAUUAUCACUUAAUGUCCAGAAAAGCAGUGAAUUGCUGCCAUAUUGAGACUGAAAGAAGUAGAUAUUUGGCAUUUUUACUGCUUAAUAAUGAAUAAUUGAAUAUUAGAAUAAUUUUCUAUCAAUUAAACAAUUGCUUAAUCUGACAUUUACUGUUCAAUCAGGUCCUCCUAUUGGCUUUAAAUCAACACUGCAUGAAUUUAACAUUUAAUUUAAUAUUAUGAGAAAUAACUCAAUGCUAAAAACCUAGAAGUAUUAAUAAAAGCAGUAAAUUACCUGAAAAUUGUAUUUAAUAAUUGAUUGAUUGAUUAGCAAAACAAUUGCUGAUGAAUUUCUGACAAUUAAGCAAAUAUUUUUAACAGCAAUGUGUUCAAUUUACUGUGUUCAGUUAGAUCCUUGUGUUAACUUUAAAUUAAUACAAAAAGAAUUUGACCUUAAAAUCAGUUAAUUCAUACUUAGAGAAAAAUUUCGAUGCUAAAACUUAAAAAAAUCACAUUUAUUAUCACUUAGUGUCCAGAAAAGCAGUGAACUGGCUCCAUAUUGACCAAAAAUUUGUCAUUUUUUUUCUUUACAAAUCCAUUUAAUAAUUGAUUAUCAAAACGGUUCCUGAUUAAAUUUCUCUCAAUAAAAUAUCAUUUAAUCUGCUUCAACUCUACUGGAUUUUACUGUUCAGUCAGAUCCUCCCGUUGGUUUUAAAUCCACACAGCAUUAAUUUAUUACUGACAGAAAAACAACGUUGACACUACAAACCUACAAGUAUCACAUUUACUAUCACAGCAUUUUUUUAAAAAACGAGUAAAUUUCCACCACAGUGAGACUAAAACAAAGUAUUUCUCAUUUUUGAUUGGAAACCAUUUAAUAAUUGACUAUUUAAUGACCAAAACAGCUGCUGAUGAUUUUCUGUCCAAUGAAACAGCUGUUUAAUCUGAUAAAUACAGAAUGAAUUUGACAUUUUUAAGAGUAAAGAAGCUUGAUGGUGAUGGAAAGUAUUUUUUAUGAAGUUACUGUUGCAGCUGAGGUGGACCUCUGUCCUGUCUUUGUCUGUAUUAUCUCUGCUCCUCUGUGCUGCUCUUUGUUUGUGUUAAAAGGUUUCAGAUCGGGGUUCGUACGUGCAGAAUAUAUCGACUUUAUUAACGCUGUCGAGCAGAGACGGAUUCCAGGGACGGUUUUCGGUCGUUUUCCAAACCCUCUGAGCACUAAAAUCUGACGGCCUUUCUUUUUUACAUGAUUAGGUGGAAUGUACCGAUGCUAGUUCACCUCAGAAAGUCGGAUAGUGUGUGUGUGUGCGCGUGUGUGCGUUGUGGACAUGGUUUAAGAGGGUGGAGGGGUGUUAAAGUGUUUAGGGGGGAGCUGGGGUUUGGUUGUCCUGUGUGAAAGUCAGCAGCAUGCUUUUUAACCAUGCCUAUGAAAUACGCCUCAUCUCUGGUCCUAUAUAAAUGUGCUUGUAUUUAUUUUUAUAAGUGAAUAGAUUGACCUUUGCAAGAGAAGAAAAAGUCAGUGCUGCCCUUCAACCUUUGUUUUUUUUUAAGUCAAACUCUCCAUCAGUUCUGCCAAGACUCUGUUUAAAUCGUUCAUGAUCUCCUGUUUGUCUCCACCGCAUACGUUUUAUCUAUAGCAAAUGAGAAAAAGCACAUCAAAGCAGAGACCAUCGUCUGUUUGUGGACAGGAAACUGCGCUUUCAGAGGACUAAAAUCUGCUGAAAAGUUCCCGUGAAGUUACACUGAAAUCGUAUGAGAAAUGCUAAAAAAAGCAUGCAGGUGCGAUCUGUAGAUUACACUGUGGUGCAUGCAGCCAUUUCAUCUUUUUUUGUUGUUUUUGCUUAAGUUCCAAGUAAACGGGGGCCAAAAUACAAAAAAGGGAAAACAGAAAGUGAUCAAGGAAUUCUUUUUGGAUUUAAAAGUUCUUGGUGUCAAACUGUAGUGAUGCUGUGGACUCUUUCAAAGUUUGAAAUGAAAGGAAAUGCCUUUUUCUUGGACAUGCUAUCUCUCAGUCACCAAAUGGAACACAGUGUAAGAUUAAAAAUAAAAAGGAAAAAAAUUUAAAAUAAUCCUCAUCCGAAUGUUGAAACUAUUAAAAAUGUUUUUAUAUUA